CCAACAGCCAAUGGUAAUAAUCUUACUUAAAAUCAUGUGAUCUUCCGUUAUUUACUUGAAUAAUCGCGCUUUAUCAGCUUCCUUAAUUAAAAUGCCUAAAAAAUCAAACAAUAUUCAGCGGAAUAAUCAGAACAAAAUUAAAAGAAAAGGGAGGCCACCUAAAAAGAAAAAAUAUGUCCAACCGAUUGACAGUUCUGACGAAGAUAUUCUUUCUGCAAGACAUGCUUCAACCCGACCAAGAAUUAUUUCGAUACGAAGAAAUGAAAUUCCAAUGCGUCCAGAAAUCCAUAUACCUCCAGCAUCAAUUCCUUCAUUUAAUAAUCCAAGUAAUAUUCAACAAUCGUCAUCUGACAGACAGAUGCCACCACAGGUGAACGAACAACAACUUUCAGCUACGACCACUACGAGGAUUACAAUAACAAUGACGAGUAUCACUAAAAACAGUACGGAUAAUUCUAAUACAACUACUUAUGUCACAACUGAUAUUUUACCUAUAAAUGAAAUGAAUGUUCCUUCUCAGUUGGAUAAUUCGGAGAAUAGACUAAGAGUAGGUGCAUCCAAUUUAAGUACAACUCCGGUAAAUUCAUCUGAUAAUUUAAACAAUUUGGAUCCUUCGAAUGGACCAUACACGAGAACAAAUGCGUUAAAUUCAGUUACAUUAACUCCUGCAACAGCCAGUUCUUCACGAAAGAUCAUAUCACCUAUGGGCGAUUUAUCAGGUUCAAGAUAUCAUCAAACUUCCAACAGCUCUCCUAAUGCAAUUGGAAGUUCAUCUAGACAUUCCAACUUAGCGGCAACACACGGUUCACAAUUAAAUGACUUGAGAACGAAUCUUUAUAAUAUGCCUGGAUCGUCGAUAUAUCAUUCUGCAGCAUCAACCGAUAAUUCUCCCUCUCCGACAUUUAUUCAUACUAGAAAUGAUAUGUGUGAUUUAGACGAUUCAAAUAAUCCACCUGGCAAUUUGACCAACUCUUUUCCCGCUAGUUACGAAUCACAAUUUAGUACAGGAAACAAUGAAUUUAUAGCAACAAGACCAAGAUAUUACCGCAUUCCUGAUAUCGAUACUCUUGAUACUGUAUUUGAUGUUUGGAAAGAGUGGAAUUUUGGAAUUGGUGAUAAUCCUUCAAUUGUUUCACUAAUAGAAACUUAUGGUAAUAAAUGGCAAAUUAAUAAUAGUGGUAACUUGGCCGCAAGAAAGAAGAUUAUUAAAAUGAUUAAACUCAGAGCAGUCGAUAUAGGGUUGGAUAAGGCAAUCGAUGAAAUGGAAAAAAUUAUGGGUUCAAACAAAUUGAGUUGGUUGGCCGAUAAUUUUCAUGGAAAGAAAAAAAUCAUCGAGCAAGAAUAAUUUGUUUCUCAGAUUCAUGAAUAGGAAUUAUUUAUUGUUCAAUAAUGAUAGCAAUGAUGAUGAUAAUGAAAGACUUGAACCUAUUAAAUACCAAUUUUUUCCG
Messenger RNA from Rhizophagus irregularis DAOM 181602=DAOM 197198, 1448 nucleotides. RefSeq lists its product as uncharacterized. Lineage: Eukaryota; Fungi; Glomeromycota; Glomeromycetes; Glomerales; Glomeraceae. The record is from RefSeq and is a predicted model, not a curated record.